Messenger RNA from Xenia sp. Carnegie-2017, 1032 nucleotides. RefSeq lists its product as uncharacterized. NCBI's taxonomy places the organism in Eukaryota, Metazoa, Cnidaria, Anthozoa, Malacalcyonacea, Xeniidae. Bases 1 to 1032 code for a protein of 343 amino acids. The transcript is spliced from 5 exons. The record is from RefSeq and is a predicted model, not a curated record.
AUGUCGGCAACAGGCAGUCAGGCACGUGCCGCUUUGCGUAAUGGGAUGUCAAGUGGCCAAAUCGACCAAUCGCCGCAAGUAUGUGCAACGUUUUUUUCAACGUCUGUUGCUGGAAUGUUGCAUCAUUUGGUCGCUGUUCAUGAACACGAUGCCAGAUUGCAUAUUAUCUGCAAAGUGCUUGAAUGUAAUUUAACCUUCGCUAAGGUUAACUCUUACAAAAGUCAUCUUAGAAGAAAGCACGCCAAUGUUGACUUAAACUCACGUGAUCUAUGUUGCGUUGAAUCAGCGAGUAGCACUCACAACAAUUUUUGUCCUCAUGAGGAUGGCCUUGAACUCCUAAUUGAUGAAUUCAACAGGGAAAAUGAACUUGAUGACUAUGUUCAAGCAAUGGAACACAAAAAGGCCCAAUUUCUUCUAAAAACAAAAGAAAUCAAUCUGCUCACACAAAAAUGUGUGGAUAACAUUGUAGAAGAUUCCACUGAACUUGUCCAAGGAACAGUCAAAGCAAUUAAACACGGUUUGCAAAAUUGCUUAGAGAAAGCUGGAUUAAAUUAUAAAGAUGUGCCAGGUCUUGAUGAAUUAUUUGAUGAAGGACAUGCUAUCUCAAAUCCAUUCAAACAUAUUUCCACAAAGUAUAAACAGAAUGCUUAUUUUGAGGAGCAUUUUGGCUUAGUUCAACUCAGACGAAUUAAACUUGGACACAGAGUUGUGAAAAGACUUUCAAGGACUCUGUACAAAGAGGUUAUUAAAGAUGAUGAAAUCAUGUACAUACCACUGCUUAAAUCCUUGGAAAAAAUGCUCAAUGUAAAAGGAGUACUUGAACAGCUAAACCAUGGUCAUCUUCGGCAACAUAAACAUGAUGAUGUGAUUGAGGAUGUUUGCAAGGGCCAGUAUUUCAAGACCCAUCCUCUGUUUUCCAAGGACUCAGCUGCUUUACAAAUCAUGCUUUACUAUAAUGAGUUGGAAAUUGCAAAUGCCCUUGGUAGUAAAACUGGAAAGCUUAAGUUAGGUAAUAGUUUAAUGACAUCAUAG